Molecule: messenger RNA, 1065 nt
Organism: Vitrella brassicaformis
Lineage: Eukaryota; Vitrellaceae
Source: the annotation of a GenBank genome assembly
CUAACUCUCCGACUGCGAUGCUCCCUCCGUGAGGUCGCUUCCCUUCUGAGGGCCGUGACGCUGGCCAGAAGGUGGAGAGGCCACCGCCAUCGACUCACGCGCCGCAUGGGGAUCCUCACCUCCCACACCCAUGCCCAUGCCCUCCCCCUCUCGCUCGGCGCCACCACCCUGACGCUCGCCCCGGCCCAUCUCGUCACCACCUCCACCCAGAGCCUCGCCCGCACCCCCGAGGCCCACAGACGCAACCCCGCCGCUGAUGGUGGGUGCCGGUGCUGACGGCUUUGCUUUGGGUGGGUAUCUGAGGGCCAUCAUGGCGUCGAAGCGCGUCUUGUCGUGGGCUGACGGUAGGGUUGCGGUGGCCGCGGUGGCCAUGGCCUCCAGCUGCUGUGGGGGCACCCGAGCCGUCUGGCUGGCUGCAGGGGGGUUGAUGGUGAUGGGAGGGAAGGCAAGACCCACGCCGCCCAGGGCAGGCGGAGGUAGCUACCCGUGUCCUGAAGAAACACGUACAUGGAAGGAAGAAUGGACACACAAAUGGAUGGAUGGAUGGAUAGUCUCUCUCAUGUGGAUCUUCGUGUGUGUGUAUGUGGGUGGGCAUCUGCGCACCUUCACGCCGGGGAUGCGGCAACGAAUGCCUGGCGGUGCAGACCUCCAAAACAAAUCACCGAAGGAAAUCGGGCCGAACGUGGGAGCAGGGGUACCGUUGCCGAUGUUGCUCGGUGGCUGGAUGGGCAGAGGCGCGGCAGCAGCAGCGGGGGCCGCGCCGGAGGAGGCGUUGGCCACCGCCUCGCACCCCAUGGCCUCUUCUCCCUCUCCCUCUCCCUCCCCCGCACCACCACCCCCACCGAGCUCCUCCCCACCAACAGCGAUGGCAGGCUCGGCCACCUGCAGCAGCACGUCCGCCUGGCCAUCUACCGGGGCGGGUGGGGGUGCGACGGUCGCUAUGGGCACGUCGCGCUGCUCGAAUCCCAGCUGGGAGGAUGCAGAUGGGAGGAGCACCGCAUCGGGCACAUCGGGUGCGACGUCGGCGUCCAUAGGAGAGCGAUGCCCAAGCAGACGGCCGUCGGC